Molecule: messenger RNA, 7757 nt
Organism: Dunckerocampus dactyliophorus (ringed pipefish)
Lineage: Eukaryota; Metazoa; Chordata; Actinopteri; Syngnathiformes; Syngnathidae
Gene: drp2
Product: dystrophin related protein 2
Exons: 26
Coding region: 664-3435 (923 amino acids)
Biological process (GO): synaptic signaling
Cellular component (GO): plasma membrane
Molecular function (GO): zinc ion binding; protein binding
Source: RefSeq, a predicted model, not a curated record
CUCACUCACUUGCAGUGAAGAAGCAAAGCCAUACUACGGCUCUGUGCUCUCUCUCUACCCGGCUCACGACGCACCGUACACGGGCCACUUACCGCCUUCUCUCCCGCUCCUUUUCCGGAAGGGACGAGGUGAUCCAGUAGCGGCAGGUGUGGACACAAGACACGGAUGAAGCUCGUCGGCAGCCAAACUGCACCCUGUUGUCACGCACUUCUCAGUUGCUCCGGUCCUCAACCUUUGCCGGAUCUCUCGCUGCAGCUGCGGCCGCUCUGGAGCCAACACGUCCGGGGGAGCUUUGCCGUCACCAUCUGAGUCAGAACCUUUCGCUCCGGAGCUAAAAAAAAAAGGAAGGUUUCUCCCAGAGGGUAAGAGGAGAUUACUCCAGUGGCCUCCGUCGCCUUUGCCGCUGUCACCAUUACUCCGCAUCCAGGCCUCCCGCGCCCCUCCUCCCCCCCGUGCAGGGCCGCCACAGAAGCGUUGGCUCGAUUCCAGGGAGGUGCCGAUCCUGCAGCCACGUCAGUCACGUCUUCACCACUGGCUCCAGGGCGGCCCUUGUGGCCGAGAUGCCACUGCGUGCCAUGCCAGUCAGCAGUGGACGGUGAGGCCCAGGAGGAGGGGGCCGAGUGCAGGAAACAAAGGGGGGGCAACCCGCACCAGGCUGGAGACAUGAACCUCUGCUGGAACGAGAUCAAACGCAAGUCCCACAACAUUCGGGUGCGUCUGGAGGCCAUCUCCGACAACAGUGGGAAGCUGCAACUCUCGCUGCAGGAGAUCAUCGAAUGGCUGACCGCUAAGGACGAAGAGCUGUCCGAGCAGUUGCCAAUAGGGGGGGACGUGGGAGCUGUGCAGCACCAGAGGGAGUUCCACCAGGCUUUCAUGGAGGAUGUCAAGUCUCGAGGGCCGUUCAUCUACUCAGUCUUGGAGUCUGCCCAGUCCUUCCUGGCUCAGCAUCCCUUCCAGGAACCAGAGGAGACCAUGGCUGAGGGCAAAGAGUUGUCGCCCCGCCGGCGGAUCUUGAACGUAAGCCGCUCCGUGUGGAAGCAAGCCAAUGUGGCUAGCGAUCUAUGGGAGAAGUUGACCGCACGCUGCGUGGAUCGACACAGACACAUGGAGAGGACUUUGGAGCGUCUCCUCCAGAUCCAGGCGUCAAUGGAGGAGCUAGGGGUGGCUCUGGAGCAGGCAGAGGGGGUGAGAGAUGCCUGGGAGCCAGUGGGUGACCUCUUCAUAGACUCCCUGCAGGACCACAUAGAUGCCACCAAGCUUUUUAAGCAGGAGCUGACGCAGGUGAAGGAGGGCAUGAAGCACGUCAAUGACCUGGCCCACCAGCUGGCUAUUUCCGAUGUCCAUUUGUCCAUGGAGAAUGCUCGCGCUCUGGAGCACCUCAACAACAGAUGGAAAGUGCUUCAGGGUUCCAUUGAAGAGAGGCUAAAGCAGCUCCAGGAUGCACACAGAGACUUUGGCCCCGGAUCACAGCACUUCCUCUCAAGUUCAGUGCAGAUACCAUGGGAGCGUGCCAUCUCCCCUAACAAAGUGCCAUACUACAUCAACCAUCAGGCGCAGACCACAUGCUGGGACCACCCAAAGAUGACGGAACUGUACCAAGCACUGGCCGAUAUGAACAACAUCAAGUUCUCCGCAUACAGAACAGCGAUGAAGCUGCGGCGUGUUCAGAAGGCGCUUAGAUUGGACUUAGUGACGCUGAACAACCUAGCGGAGGUGUUUCGGGAACAGGAGCUCCAUCAAGCGGAGCACGUGAUGGACGUGGUGGAGGUCAUCCACGGCCUGACGGCUCUCUACGAGAGGCUGGAGGAAGAAAGGACUGUCCUGGUGAACGUUCCACUCUGCGUGGACAUGUGUCUCAACUGGCUGCUCAACGUCUACGACAGUGCCCGCAAUGGCAAGAUGCGCAUGCUGAGCUUCAAGAUGGGUCUGGUGAGCUUGUGCCACGUUGACGUCCAGGAGAAAUACAAGUACUUAUUCCGUCAGGUGUCCGGCACAGGAGGUAUGACAGACCAGCGCCAGCUCAGCCUGCUGCUCCAUGAGGCCAUCCAAAUCCCCCGCCAGUUGGGUGAAGUUGCCGCUUUUGGUGGCAGCAACGUGGAUCCCAGCGUCCGCAGCUGCUUCCGUAUGGCCUCAGGAAAGCCAGCCAUCGAGGUGUCGCACUUUUUGGAAUGGAUGAGCCUGGAGCCCCAGUCCAUGGUUUGGCUGCCUGUGCUUCACCGGGUGACUGCGGCAGAGUCCACCAAGCACCAAGCCAAAUGUUACAUCUGCAAACAGUGUCCCAUUAAGGGCUUCAGGUAUCGCAGUUUGAAGCAGUUCAAUGUGGACAUCUGUCAGACAUGUUUUCUAACCGGACGCACUACCAAAGGGAAUAAGCUGCACUACCCCAUCAUGGAGUACUACACACCAACAACUUCAGGAGAGAAGAUGAGGGACUUCGCCAAGACUCUGAAGAACAAGUUCAGAUCAAAGCAGUACUUCACCAAGCACCCUCAGCGAGGAUACCUGCCCGUUCAGUCUGUGCUGGAGGCCGACACGUCAGAGACGCCUUGUUCAUCCCCUAAGCUGCCCCAUGCAGACACACACAGCAGGAUCGAGCAUUAUGCUAGCAGGCUGGCGGAGAUGGAGAACCAGAAUUGUUCAUUCUUCACAGACAGCCUUUCUCCUGAUGAAAGCCUAGAUGAAGAUCAGUACCUCCUGCGUCAUCCCAGCCCGGCCCUGGACCACGACUCGCCCUGCGGGCAGCACAUGCUACUGGCCCACCUGGAACACCAGGACAAAGAGCAGCUUCAGCGCACCUUGGCCCGUCUGGAGAAUGAAAACAGGGUGCUACAAGGCGAGUACAGGCGCCUCAAGUGGAAACAUGAGGAGGCGGCAUCACUCCCCAUGCUGACCGAGGCUGGUGAGGGAGGUCCAGGUUCACCCGUUACUGGAGACCAGCAAGACGAGGAGCUUCUGGCGGAGGCACGGGUCCUCCGGCAGCACAAGACGCGCCUGGAGACCCGCAUGCAGAUUCUGGAGGACCACAAUAAGCAACUGGAGUCACAGCUACGCAGGCUCAGAGAGCUUCUCCUCCAGCCCAAAGAAGAUUCUGAGGCCAAUGGGUCUGAACCUUCGACCUUGUCGUCUCCUGUGUCUGGAGGAGGUCAGCAAGGGGGGGCGGCCAGCAGAGACACCACCGACACAGAAGCAGCAGGUGAUGACAUGGAGCAUGAGCAGGACACAGUGUUGCAGCUCCAGGAGGUCAUCGAGCAGUUGAGAAAUGUCUUCCCAUCCGAACCAGGUGGACUGGCUGUCGGAGAGGCUCCAGCAUACCCCUGCGACCCUAGUGAGGAUAAGCGGCAUAGAAAAUGGAUGGCUGGAUGGAUGGCUGUCGGAGUAUGUACAAACAGAAGAACAAGAGGUGAAACUGGGCACCAUGUCACACAUCUAGCUUAAAAAGGACCAAAGGGUGCACGAGUGCUGCUUGGCUCAGCCCAGUUCAGCUCCACCAGCCACUGUGACCACUGCAGCAGCUAAAUCCUCAACUGGAACUUGUCUGUGCACUGAGAAGCCUUUUUAUCAUGCAAACUGCAUAAGGCUGCUGGGCCUCAGCUCCGUGUGGGCCAGCCAAAGGUAAACUAACGUCAGGGAGACAGCCAAGUGAAGGGAAGACACGAUCGUCGUCAUCAGUCGUCAUUUGAAGGUUUAUACAUCACAGCACAAAUACUGGACCUGCAGUGAGGAAAUGCAAAAAGCGAGGUCGAACUGUCACGUUUUGGUGGCGUGCCGAGCGCAUUUCAUGCUGCUUGCUGCGCCCGCCGCCGGCUUAUUUACGCUGUGAGAGUGACACAUCAUCAGUUAAAUCCAUGCCAAGACAUGCCAAAGUGCCCGCUAGCCCAGCGCCUCUGUUUGGACACACUGUGUUCCGCUAAUCCCCUGAAAUUGCUUGUCGCUUGUCAUUCCCUUGCGAAUCCCAUUGUGCUCAUACACACACACACACACACGUACACACAUUCGCCCCCACUCAUCCUUUUUUGUGUUGUAUGGUUGUGUUUUUUUGUGUUCAUGCCACCAAUCAAUGAAGCACCACAUCAAUGAUAAUACAAAUGACGCUCACAGUCAAUUAUUUCACAACUUGGCUGGUAAUCUCAGUUCACUCCAAGUUUUCAUCAAGCAGCACAGUUCAGUCCACCUUGGAACAAAAAUGGUGACCCUGUUUCAUCUUAACAAUUGAUCAACCAGACAGACAGAUAACUUAAAACUUAAGACUUAAAUCACUUAAAUCACAAAAUGAAAUUAAACCACCCAGGCAAGGCAUGACAGACAAGAAAAUAAGAAAUAGAAUAAGAAUAAAUAAACAAAUAAAAAAAUAUGGGACAAAUCACAUUAAAUUUGUAGUGCAAUAAUACAUAAUGAACAAUAAUAAUAAUGCAUCAUAAUAGUAAUACAUCAUAAGUCCAGUCCUGUGUGCGUUUUUAUUGCUCCCCUCUGUUGUGUUGAAAAUCCACAUUGCAUGGGGGAGGAAUGAUCUGCUCAUUCUUUAAGUGGAGCAGGGCGGUGAUAGUAAUCUGCCACUGAAACAGUUCUUCUGUCGGGAGAUGAUGUGAUCUAGGCUAGCAGAUAUAGAGUAAAGCAAAGACGUGUAAUGCACAAUGAACUGCGCUUGGUACCCAAAGUAAAGGAUACCUAAAUGGGAUGGUACAGGUCUGUUUUUUGGUACCCUAAUAACAAAAGACAAUGGAAACACACCAUACUGAAUUGUAUCUGUUAGAAAAUGUGGCUUUAGUGACCAAAAUUGGGCUUUAUUCAAGAAAUACCAUCAUACAGACUGUGGCUUUUUAGUUUCCACCCAGUACAGCUCAGUUCAACACGCCAUGGUACCUUUUGGAAGAGUAAAGCCUGAUCUGGCCUGAUUUGUGUACACAGUGAAAUAUAAUUACAAAUAAGAGUAUUUAACUUGCUUAUUUAUGUAUUUAUUUCAUGACCAAUUUAUUCAGGUAUUUAUUUCAUGAGCACAGUCAGGAGAUCUGGAAGAUCUGGGUUCAAAUCUUCGCUUUGGCAUCUCUUUGUGGAGUUUGCAUGUUCUCCUUGUACUUGCGCGGGUUUUCCCAUUCUCCAAAAAUAUGCAUGUUAUGUUAACUGAAUUGUCCAUAGGUGUGAAUGGUUGUUUGUCUGGUAAGGUCCAGCAUGUGCCCUGGCCAAACAGUCAGGAGAUCUGGGUUAAAAUCUUCGUAGGGCAUCUUUGUGUAGAGUUUGCAUUUUCUCCCCAUACGUGUGUGGGUUUUUUCUGGGUGCUCCGGUUUCCUCCCACAUUCCAAAAACAUGCAUGUUAGGUUAACUGGCGACUCUAAACUGUCCAUAGGUAUGAAUGUGAGUGUGAAUGGUUGUUUGUCUAUAUGUGCCCUGCGACAGGGUGAACCCCGCCUCUCGCCCGAAGUCACCUGGGACCCGAGUGAGGAGAAACGGAAAAGAAGAUGGAUGGAUGCGUUGGUCAUGAAAUAAAUAAAUUAAUCAGUCAUUAAAUAUGUUUAAUAAAUUAAAAAAUAGUUUUAAUACAAUUUUAUAUAUAUAUAAUUCUAUAAUUACAAUUAUACAAUUAUUCAUGGACAAUUUUAUUUAUUUACUUAAUAUAUUCACUAUUUAUUUUUUAUGUAAUUAGCUUUAUAUUUAUGUAAUUUUGGCACUCUAAAAAACACAUCAAAGGACAGGCACGUCCACAUCUUGGCGAGCUCUCCUGGCGACUGUCUUCCCAGGUCAAUUCCAACUAUUCUAUUUUUAUUUUUAAGCUCCUCCAAAUUUCCAUUCAAAUUUGGAAAGAACCCAAGUAGCACGUCUCAUAUUCCCUCGCUAUUGUGCUCGUGUUUCCCUAAAACUUUCGAUGAUGCCUUACUCGGUGUGUGCUAUUGAUGGAAGGUUGCAUCAGGCAUGUCACCACAGCGAGCAUUUAUGUACAUUUAUGUGGGAAUCGACUAAAGGAAGAAAGCAUUUGCACAUGUUGCUCGGAGGGACUCUGAGAGAAAAGGUGAAGAAAAACCCUCACGUUUGUUGCCAGGGGGCAAGGCUUGAUGCACUUUGAUGGGCUUGUCACUACACUGCAGUAAGACGAGUGCAGUAAGUUUACUUUCACAGCACAACAAAACAUCAAAUCGAGCAUUUUGACCCCUUUAAAACGUCACUGUGACCCAUUCAUUCAAUCAUUGCAUUGACAUCAUCCUGUCUAGCUGCGCCAGUUGUAGUACGGUUGCUUGGCAACGCUCCCAAAGGAUGCACUGAACAGGUCUGUGAGCAGUAAAGGUGAUGCUCAUCAUACAAAUGGAAAUAGCCUUAAGGAGAAGGCAACAAAAGCACUUUAGCUACUUCCUGCUAAAGGCCGACUCCACUCUUCCGCUCCCAUCAUCAUCAUCAUCAUCAUCGUCAUCGUAAAAAGUAAAAAACAUACAAACAGAAUAAGUUUAUUCAUGGAUGAUUUUAAACAUAACUUUACUACACAUAACUUUCAUGGAGAGCAGGGGGGAGGAGGAAGAUUGAAGCUGUUUAUGUCUUCUCAUGAGAAGUGAGUAGGAAAUCAUGCAAAAAAAUUACGUAUUACACUCCAAAAAAUAUUUUACACUCAAAAAUGGAUUAGCGACACAAAAAAAGGAGAAUCCUGCAUCAACCAAGCCCACAAAAAUGGUGAAAACACAAUACCUUAUGCUAGAAAAGGUCAAAUGUACUUCAUCCAUCUUCUAUGCCGCUUAUCCUUACUAGGGUUGCGGAGCCUAUCCCAGCUGACUCGGGCGAGAGGCGGGGUACACCCUGGACUGGUCGCCAGCCAAUGGCAGGGCACAUAUAGACAAACAACCAUUCACACUCACAUUCAUACCUAUGGACAAUUUAGAGUCACCAAUCAACCUAACAUGCAUGUUUGGAAUGUGGGAGGAAACCCACACAUGCACGCACAGGGAGAACAUGCAAACUACACACAGAGAUGCCCAGCGGAGAUUCAAACCCAGAUCUUCUCGAUCUCCUCUCGACUGUGUGGCUGGUAAAAUGUACUCAUCAAACACUUAAGUUGAAAUGUCAAACUUCAUGAUGGUUGAAAUUCUUUAUUUGCAUCAAUAUCUACAUACAAAAAAUAUGUAAUAAUAAUAGAUCACAUUUAUAAACACCUUUUGUAGGCAAAAAUCUAUUAAAAAUCGAUUCAUUUAACUUAAAACCUUAAAACGCAACCAGUGUAUUUUUUGUUGUUUUUUUUACAUCAUUCUAAAGUUAGAAGGCAGUUUAUGUUGGAGUACAGUAUUUUAAUAUUUAUUUAAUUAAAUAAUAAUUCCAACACUAAUCUUACAUAUUAUUCAAUAAAAUAAUCAAUGGUAAACUAUGUCAUAGUCCUUCUAAUUACUAUUUUUUAUAAAAUCCUACUAAAUUCUCAUGAGAACAGGCUGGUGAGGGAUGAAAAUAAUAAUAAUAAAUCAAUAUAUGAAUCAGUAAAUACAGAUCGUGACAAAAUGUCUUAAACAUUGUGAACAUGCUGCACAAAGAUUACCAUAUUUUUUGCCGUAACUAAGGUUAGGGUAAGUUGAUAUUUAAUAACAUUAAUUAAUCCAAUAUUGUUAAUCCAUAAUUACAAUUGUUAUAGUAAUUGAACUAAUUAUAUAACUAUACUGCUCAAAAAAAUUAGAGGAACACUUCAAAAACACAUCAGAUUUAAACUGGGGGAAAAAUGAUCUUGAAUAUCUUUCCUGAUAAUAAGUAUAAGUAUAAGUAAUAAGUAUAAGUUUCCUGAUGUAUUAGUAACAAAA